This is a messenger RNA of Plasmodium yoelii, 528 nucleotides long. Its product is annotated as ubiquitin-like protein, putative. Lineage: Eukaryota; Apicomplexa; Aconoidasida; Haemosporida; Plasmodiidae. The record is from RefSeq and is a predicted model, not a curated record. The transcript is spliced from 2 exons. The coding region runs from base 1 to 528 and encodes 175 amino acids. Gene Ontology annotation, molecular function: protein binding.
AUGAAAGAGCUAGAAGAAUUAUGUAAAUAUAAAAAUAUCAAAGAAAUAAAAACUAUAAAUAUAAAAAAUGUUGGUAAUUUUACAAAAAAAAUUGAAUAUGAAGAUUGUGAUAUAAUUGGCGAAGUGCUAAGAAGAAACGAAUUAAUAAAAGAAAAUAAAAGUUUUUUAUAUCAAUUUAAAAAAAAAAUUAUUGAUUUAAAAAAAACAUUUUCAUAUUAUAAAAUCAAACCUAAUGAUACAAUUUAUGUAUUGCCUGAGCCACCUCCACCUCCCUUCUUAAUAUAUUUAUUUCACCAAUUGUCAGGGAAAGUUCAUUGUAUUGAAUUAAACCAUCUAGAUUCAGUUGCAAUGCUAAAGAAACAUGUUGAAAAAGAAUUGAAAAUAAAAGAUGAGGAUCAAAUUUUAAUUUAUAAAGAUAAAUGCAUAAAUAAUAAAAAAUCUUUACAAGAAGAAUUUUCUACUCGUGAAGUUCUGGUAACAAUUCUUGAUAAACAUGAUAUACCAGAAAUUGAAAAUGACGAAAUAUAA